Helobdella robusta is the source of this 714-nucleotide messenger RNA. RefSeq lists its product as hypothetical. Gene Ontology annotation, molecular function: alpha-tubulin binding; microtubule plus-end binding. Gene Ontology annotation, biological process: post-chaperonin tubulin folding pathway; tubulin complex assembly; cytoplasmic microtubule organization. NCBI's taxonomy places the organism in Eukaryota, Metazoa, Annelida, Clitellata, Rhynchobdellida, Glossiphoniidae. The coding region runs from base 1 to 714 and encodes 237 amino acids. The record is from RefSeq and is a predicted model, not a curated record. Gene Ontology annotation, cellular component: cytoplasm; nucleus; microtubule plus-end. The transcript is spliced from 7 exons.
AUGUCUUUAACUGUGAAAGUCUCCAGCACUGUCAUCCCAUACUCAACUGAAAACACAUUUUCUCUUGACCUAACAGUGAUUGCUUUAAAAAAUAAACUGGAGUUAAUAACUGGGGCCAGUGUACAGUCGAUGGUUCUGUCAGUUUUUGGUCAGGAUGAUAAACUGUUCUGUAACUUGGAUAAUGAUGAGAUGACUCUUAGAAAUUAUAAUAUUUCUAAUAAUAUGAGAAUACAUGUGGUAGACAAAUCAGGCAAUCAAAUACCAUUGGAUGAUUUAUCAAAUGUGACGAAAUUUGAGCUAUCUGAUGAAGAAUAUGCCAAGAAAAAUGAUUCAGUUAGGGCCUUCAAGCAAAACAUGAAAUUUGGUAGAUUUGCGGAAAUCAGUGAGGGAGAGAAAGCGAAGAAGGAAGAGGAAAAGAAAGAGAAGGAGAAAUUGGAGAGAGAUCAGGCUGAGAAAAUAAAAGUUGGAGAGAGGUGUGAAGUCUCUGUGAUUGGCCAGCCAACAAAACGUGGUACAGUAAUGUACGUGGGCUUCACGGAUUUCAAGCCAGGAUACUGGGUGGGAAUCAAGUAUGACGAACCUCUUGGUAAACAUGAUGGAAGUGUAUCAGGUAAAAGAUAUUUUGAAUGCCCAGCACCUUAUGGGGCAUUUGUCAAGCCGGAAACAGUGAAAACCGGGGAUUUCCCAGAAAUCGGAUUGGAUGAUGAAAUUUAA